Amphiprion ocellaris (clown anemonefish) is the source of this 3099-nucleotide messenger RNA. It is a transcript of the gene smarcc1b, whose product is annotated as SWI/SNF related, matrix associated, actin dependent regulator of chromatin, subfamily c, member 1b. The record is from RefSeq and is a predicted model, not a curated record. The transcript has 28 exons. Gene Ontology annotation, biological process: positive regulation of DNA-templated transcription. Lineage: Eukaryota; Metazoa; Chordata; Actinopteri; Pomacentridae. The coding region runs from base 1 to 2859 and encodes 952 amino acids. Gene Ontology annotation, molecular function: histone binding; nucleosomal DNA binding. Gene Ontology annotation, cellular component: npBAF complex; SWI/SNF complex; nBAF complex.
AUGGCUACAGUGUCCGGAGGCGCUAACCUCGGGGUUCCCGGGACAAGCCAAGCCAGCUCCGGAGUAUUCGCACACCGGAAGAAAGACAGCAGUCCGUCCGCUAGGUUCUGGGAGAGUCCGGAUACUUUAGCCCAGCUGGAUGUGGUGCGGCAAUGGAUGGGGAAGCACUACAAAAAGUAUGUGUUGGUGGAUGCCCCGUCUUGUCAGGCUCUGGCUGCAGUCACUCUACAACUUCUCCAGUUCCAAGAGGAUGCCUUUGGUCGACAAGCUACCAGUCCUGCACUCACCAAACUACCCGCACAGUGCUACCUGGACUUGCGACCUGGGGGUGGACUCUGUCACAUUCUUGGCACUGCUUACAAGUUCAAAGUGGAACAGGGCUGGCGAAGGUUUGACCUGCAGAACCCAUCAAGGACCGAGAGGAAUGUGGAAAUGUUUGGUACAAUUGAAAAAGCACUGAUCCAGAACAACUGUAUGUCACUGCCUGUGGUAUAUCUGGACCCUACACUUGAUCAGGAGCUGGCUAGCAGACUGACCGGCAUCAUCACCAAACACCAGGGCACUCUCACCGAGGACAGAACGCUCGCCAGUCAUCACAUCUAUUCCUCACCUCCUUCUACAGAAGAGGAUGAGUGGAUGCGUCCUGUCUUGCGGAAAGACAAGCAUGUGCUGGUACAUUGGGGAAUGCACCCUGAUAGUUACGAUACUUGGCUGUCCUCAAGUGAUGUUGAACGAGACGUUGAAGAAAUUCCACAUUCAGAAAGGCCAUGGAGGGUCCAUGCUGGUUGGGUUCUGGACACGGAUGUUUUCAAUGAGUGGAUGAAUGAGGAAGACUAUUGUGUGGAUGAGAGGAAUCUACCUGUCAUCCUCCGUCAACGUAUUCACCUCCAAGAUGACCAGGACUCAAAGUCCACCCCCUCCAAAAAGAGAAGACGCUCCCCUUCUCCUCCCUCCUCUGAAGGCAGGAAGAAAGGAAAGAAGGGGAGAAGGCGUGGACAGCCAGAGGAAGAGCAGGAAGAGGACCUGACCAAAGACAUGGAGGACCCAACUCCUGUGCCAAACAUGGAAGAGGUCGUAUUACCCAAGAAUGUCAAUUUGAAGAAAGACAGUGAAAACACUCCUGUGAAAGGAGGGACCAUGGCUGACCUAGAUGAACAAGAAGAUGAUUUCCCAGGAAGGGAAGAUGAGGAGGGACGAGGAGAAAACCCACGCCUGUCAGAAGGAGAGGACAAUAUCACAGAACAAACCCAUCAUAUUAUAAUACCAAGUUAUACAUCUUGGUUCAAUUACAACAGCAUUCACUCAAUAGAAAAACGCGCACUUCCUGAAUUCUUCAAUGGAAAGAACAAGUCAAAAUCUCCUGAAAUCUACCUGGCAUAUCGUAACUUCAUGAUCGACACAUACCGGCUCAACCCCCAGGAAUACCUCAGUUCAACGUCCUGUAGACGCAACCUCACUGGAGACGUUUGUGCUGUUAUGAGGGUUCAUGCAUUUUUGGAGCAGUGGGGUUUGAUUAACUACCAAGUGGAUGCAGAGAGCAGACCCCUCCCCAUGGGACCUCCACCCACCCCCCAUUUCAAUGUGCUGGCUGACACACCAUCUGGGCUGGCUCCCCUACAACACAAACCCCUGCAGGUGUCAGCCUCACAGCACAUGUUGUAUUUCCCAGAAAAGAGCAGAGAGAAACCUUCAGACUGCCAGAACUUCGGUCUGCGCACUGACAUCUACGCGAAGAAACACCCCAAGACUAAAGGAGCAAGUGCAGGAAGGGAAUGGACAGAGCAGGAGACACUCUUGCUUUUGGAGGCCUUAGAGGUUUACAGAGACGACUGGAACAAAGUAUCAGAGCAUGUGGGCUCCAGAACGCAGGACGAAUGUAUUCUCCACUUCCUUCGUCUGCCGAUAGAAGAUCCUUACCUGGAAGACUCUUCUGCCUCUCUGGGGCCGCUGGCCUAUCAGCCUGUGCCUUUUAGCCAAUCAGAGAACCCUGUUAUGAGCACUGUGGCCUUCUUGGCGUCUGUGGUGGAUCCACGUGUGGCAUCGGCUGCAGCUAAGGCUGCACUGGAGGAGUUUUCCCGAGUGCAAGAGGAAUCGGUAGAUAAGGCAUCUGAUUUGUCUAACCAGCCAGAAAAAACAGAAUCAAUGGAUGCAGAAAAACUGGAGACAAAUUCCAACCCCCAUCAGGUCUCCGUAAGGGCCGAUGGGUUGAAGGUGGAACCCAGUGGGCCAAAUGUGGAGGGAGAACGAGUCAAAAGAGAACAUGCUGAAAAUAUACUUGCUGAUGACAGAGAUGGACGGGGAGAUGACGAUGAGAGCAUAGGCCGGCGAGAGGGAGAUGGAGAUGAGGGUAGAAGAGGGAUGGAGCUGGAGCUGGUGGAGGGCAGCGUUGCCACGGCAGCAGCUUCUGCUCUGGCCUCAGCUGCCACAAAGGCCAAGCACUUGGCGGCAGUAGAAGAGAGGAAGAUCAAAUCCUUGGUGGCUCUGCUGGUAGAGACCCAGAUGAAGAAGUUGGAGAUCAAGCUGAGACAUUUUGAAGAGCUGGAGACCAUCAUGGACCGCGAGAAAGAGGCGUUGGAGCAGCAGCGGCAACAGCUCUUGUCAGAGAGACAGACUUUUCAUACUGAGCAGCUAAAGCAGGCGGAGAUGAAGGUUCGCCAGCAGAGGGAGCAGCAAGGGCAGCCAGGUUACACAAUGCAGCAUUCAGGCCAGUCCAUGCCCAACCGGAUGAUGCCAGGUGGAGGAAAUGCCCAGACGAUGGCCCCGCGGCACCCUGGAGCUCCCAAUGGCAUGUACCCAUCCUCACAGUCCGAUGGCAUAGCAACGGCUCAGACUGGUCCUCCACCAUCCAGUCACAGCUGAACUGACCAGAAAAACACAACUAAAUGUUCAGGAACAACCGCUUAAAAAUGAAGUCUGUAACUCUUCGGUAGCCCCAGGUUUUUAGACUGAAAGCUUCACAAGCACAUGCAGCUGAUGUGUAUUUGGUCAACAGCUCAGUCCGUCUUAUGUCUGUGAAUUAUUUGUUCUCUGGCGUCAGAGUUGAGAAAUCUGAAGAUUGAACUCGACUCAUUAAAGUUGCUUUUUUUAAAUCAAAAUAAA